Messenger RNA from Cinara cedri, 13696 nucleotides. The record is from the annotation of a GenBank genome assembly. NCBI's taxonomy places the organism in Eukaryota, Metazoa, Arthropoda, Insecta, Hemiptera, Aphididae.
AUGAACGUGUUGGCGAUCAUUUUUAUAGCGACUGCAGUGAUCACCGUUUUUGGUCAAUUAAAUUUCCAAUCGAAGCUAUGGGUCACGAAAAUCUUGUCUAAUACAUUAGACGAAUAUACACCUGACGGAGGAAUAAUAUGCAGGCGCCAUGGACUAGAAUACCGAGAUGGAUUGAAAAAUCUUAAAUUGUGGGCGACUCAAAGUAAGCGCAAAGUAACCUAAAAAUUCAUUAAAAAAAAAAAAAAAAAAAAAAAAUGGUAAAUAUAUAUUGUAUGUAAUGGUAUGUAUGUAAACAUUUGUUAGAGAUUGUUAGUUUUUUUCCCCAAUAUGACUUACAAGUUACAACUUUAUAUUAUGUACUUAAAAAUACUUCAAAUCAUGAAGUGUUAUACGCCAUUUUAAAUGAUAAUGGCCAUUAAAAUCAUUUUAAUUUUCUAUUGAAUUUAAAAAUAUAUUCAAUUUCCGUUGUUCUAUUCCAACCCCAACCCCUAUAGGCUAUAACACACAUCAAAAUGAAAAAUUAAAAAUAUUUUUCAUAUAUACAAAUAUAGUUAAAUAUUACCGAAUUGAAAUUGACUAAGAAUAAACUAAUAUGUAUUAAAACUGAUUUGUCUUUUAUUUUCAGUGUAUGAUUCAUCAUCUAAAUUUCCUACGGGAAUCUUAGUGGGAAGAUCUUUUGAUUUUGGAAAUUUCGAUGAAUGUUUAAAAACUACGACAAUUGGCUUGGAAUUCAAACCUCAAUAUUGUAUUAUAAACGUUCGGUUUUCUCCUACUACAAAAUUAUAUCCAAAUUAUUACAAUAUUACUCCUUCUAAUCUAAAUCCAACUGACUCUGUGUGGGAGGCUACAAAAGUAAUAAUUUACCUAUAUAUGUAAACAUAUAUAUAUAAUUAUUGUUUCAACAUUUAUAUUCAAUCUCAAUAACUGUAAAAUUCCAAGAAAAUAUGUGGAUGCAUUUAUUAAGCUCAGCUUGAAAAAAAAAAUCCUCGAUAAAAAAUAUAGCCAUACAAUAAUUAUUAAUUAUAAUACACGUAAUAACAUAACAUAACGAAUAACAUAACAUUUUACCAAGAAAUUGAACAUUCAUACAUUUGGCUUUGAGUAGGAGUUACCCGUUUCCACCAAAAAUGUACCAAUCUUUUUUUCAGCAAAUUCUUUUUUUCGACAAAUCAUAAAAGUAGUCGAUUCCUUGUUCCGCCAAAACCAUGCCUUUCUCUUUUCAGCAAAAUAAAAAAAAUGUAGUCUUAUAUUUGAAUAUUAAUGGAAGAUUGUAUCAUAAAUAAUUAUUAUUGUAUUAUAAAACAAAAUAAUAAUAAUAAUAACAAUAAAUAAUUCAAAUAAGUUUCAACUUAUACAAUAAUAAAAAGUGAUUAUAUUUUUAAUAUUUCUUGUGUGAAAAAUUGUGCUAAGAUAAUCGUUAUAAAUAUUAACAACUAUUUUUAUCAUACAUAAAUAGAAAAAACUUUAUGAUUUUUAAUUUAUUUUUUUAACUUAUUCAUAAUUUUAAUGUACACAAUUGUCCAUUUAAAUUCAAAUAUUAAACUAAUUUUUUUAAUUUAGUUGAAAGAAACGAUUUCAGUGGAAAGGUAAUUGACCAAUUUUAUGAUUUGGCGGAAACGGGAAUCGGCGGAAAAGAAAAAAGUACAUUUUUAGCGGAAACCAGCCAUACCUCUUCAAGUAUCUAUAUAAUAUAAUGUUACAGGUAAAGUAGGAAAACGGGUAUUGUUGUACGAUACCUAAACAUUGCGAAUAAAAACCAAUUUUCGAAAUAAAAGGGAAGUUUACAUUGCCCAGAUGUUGUGUACAGUGUCCAAAUCCAAUUGGGCUAAGGCGAUAAAAUGUUUAAAAUUUAAAUUUGUAUUGAUAAUUAAUUUGUUUGUAUUUAUAUGUCUAUAUAUGUAAACCAUUCAGCAAUGUUUAAUCAGUAACCUGAUGAUAACGUGUAGCCAAAACUUAAUAGAUACAAAAUAUUUUUUUUAUACUUCUAAAUCAUAAUUUAAAUUUUUAAACGAUUUAUUUUUCUUAUAAAUUGAAUGACACAACGAUCCUCCUAUUUUAUUAAACAUAAAACUAAGUAUUCCUUCAUCAUGUAGCUGUAAGUUUAUUUUUACAAAUUAUAAGUACAUAAUAUCAGACAAUAAUAUCUAGUGAAAAGAUUCAAAAUUAACGCAUAUGUUUAUUUAUUACUACAUUUUUAAAUAGUAUUAUCAUGAAUAAUCAAAUAUAUACCUAAAAAUGGUAAAUUAAAAAAUAUAACAUGUUCUUGAAACUACAAAAUCACUUAAUAGGUUUUGCAAAAAGAUGCAAUCAAAACUUUGAUACGUUUUUCGUUCCUUCGGUUUCUAACUUACUUAGCAAUAAAUCGCCUAUAAAAAACAUGAAAUGUUCUGAACCCUACUAAUGACUUUUUUUUUUUGAUCAUCGGUCUUUUCUCAUCUAAUCUAAGUAUUUAAGUUCUAGUUACGCCACUGCACAUAUUCACUAACAAAUUUACGACUCCAAACAAAUUCUUAAAUCUCUAUGAGACUUUUUUCUGAGUUAAAUAUAAUAGGUAUAUACAUAUGUUUACAAGAGUAUCUAACAGGUACAAAGUACAUACAUCACUGAUUUAUGUUUUUAUUAUUUAAACUAUACACCUAAAAUCUAAUAAUAAUAAUUAUUACUAAAAAAAAAAUGUUUAACGGCCUAAAUUCAAUAUAGUUUAAAUGAUUUCUGUUUGCACCCAUAUUUAGUACGAUUCGAGUCCAAUGAAAAUACAACACAACGAAAUCAAUACAGCACUAUGUGUACCUUCUUCGUGUACCCAUUCAGAUCUACAGACUACAUUAUCACCGAAAAUUACAUCAAUGUUUCAUAAUUAUCAACUUAAUGCUACCGUUACAGUUAAUGCAGCUUAUUGCACUAUGCAACAGGAACUGAAACCAACAAAAUUAAUGGGAUAUCAAAUAUUUUGGUAAAAAUAAAUUAUAAAUAAUAAAAUAAUAAAGUAAAAACAAGAUUAUAUUUUGUUUUUAUUUUCAAUAUGUACCCUAUUAUUAGAUUAAAAGUACCUACUUAAAUUUUAGUAAUAAUAAUCAAGGUACAUACAUUUUUUAUCUAUAUACAUUUUAUAGGACUAAUAGAAAAUGUUUUAAAACUACUAUUACUCGCUCGGACGAUUUAAAUCGAAAAAUAUUCUUCGAUUUGUUGUGCAAACUUUUCAACCAGAAAUCUUGCUUUCGUGUAUCAAGUGUAACUUAUUUUCUGAAAGGAAAUUUUAUCUCCAUGGUUAAGGGAAGUCAUGUUUGUGAUUUUUCAAUCGGUUUUUAUAAUAACUGGGAAAAACCGGGAUGAAAUAUUGGAAAAACAGAAAAUGUACGAAACAUAGGUAUUAGUAAAAAAUUAUUACGGCCUCUUUUUUCUGUGUACAACUUUUCUACCAGCAAGUUUGCUCCGAUUUACAAUGAUAGCACUUUUCUGAAAGUAAAUCUGACUGGGAAGGUACUUUAGAGAGGUCAUUUUUCGAUUUUGUCAAGAGUUUUCUUAGCAAAUUUGAUAAUCCGGGAAAAAACAUGGGAAAACCAGGAAAAACGGGAAAAUCGAUACAAUAUUAAAGAAAUAUUAUUAAAGAAAAUAUAUAAUGCCUAUUUAAUUAUUUUACCGUAAUAUGAAAUAUAUAUAUAUGUAUUGUUGAAAAAACAUCAUUAUCAACUGAAAUAAUCUCAGAAUCGCUUUUUCGUUAACAAUGGUUUAUCGUUGCUUGCAGAUAUACAUUAAAUUACCUAUAACAGUGGCUGCACCCGUUUCCAUUAUCCUAGAACAUCUUUGUUUGAAAAUUUAACAGGAAGUUCUAUAUAAGUCAUACUUUGUGGUAAAAAAAAAUUGAAUGUUAUGUAGAAUUUUUUGUAAUAUCAAAUUUUAAUAAAAAUCGUAAAUAGUACGGCCUUUUAAAACAUGUGUAUAACCGAAGUCCAUUCAGAAUUGUUUAUCGUUACCAAAGAUUAAUCAUCGUGUUCACUGUACAGAUAUACACAAUAUUCCCUUGUAUAUCCUAUACCUUCCCAAUUUCUCACAUACAACAUUGACCCACCUAUUUUGCGAAUUAUGUCCAUAUUUUUUUUAUUUUUCAUUGACUAUUAAAUAAAGUAAUUUUGAAUGCACAAGAAUAUUAUGAUUUGUUUUUGUCUGUAUAUGUAUUAAAAAAUCAAUAAUCAUAUAUAUAUUUUUAAUAGGGGUGUUUUGUUACUUAUUAUGUCAAUAACUUUAAUUGGAUCAUUGUAUGACAUAUAUACUAAAGAAGAAAAUCGAUCUGGCCAUAGUGAGUUGAAAGUUUUAAACACAAAAUUCAAUAACAUUAAAUAAUAUGUAAUUUGUAUUUCUAAUGCACCUAACAUACAAAAUUAACUAAUCUAUUCAAUAUAACCUACCUAUUCUAUUUAGAAUCGUUUUUCAUAACAUUUUCAUUUCCGGCAAAUGUUAAACGGUUAUUUGUGUCCAGUAACAAAACUGAAAACCUUUCUUGCAUUGACAUUUUAAAGACUCAUGCGUGCGUCCUCGUCAUAGUCGGUCAAAGAAUGAUGUAUACUGCCGGCCAACCGUUAAAAAAUUCUAAAAAAGUCGAAGAGGUGAUCAAAUCAAUAUACUGUAUAAUUUAUAAUUGUUAAUAGAUAAUUGAUAAUAUUCGUGUCUUUUUAGGUAGCUUUACAUUUAUUAUACGCGAUGAUUCGUAAUGGAUCAUUAGUUGUUGAUUUUUUCUUUGUUAUCAGCGGUUUCUUGACUUUUCAUUUUCUUUAUGAUGAACUAGUCAACACUAAAAGAAUAAAUGUCCCGUUACUUUUGUUAUGGAGAUGGUUAAGGUAAAACCACGACAAAUAGAUCAUAAUAAAUACUUACUACCUAUAUACCUAGUCUAAGUGUAUAUAACAUAACUACAUUCAUAAUUAUACUGUAUAUAGUUAUUUUAAUUGAUAUUUUAUUAAUGUUGUAUCUAAUAUAUAAUACCUUGUCAAAUGAAUUAUCGCAGUCAUUUGUAUAGGCAAAAAUUAUUAUUGAUUUUUAGAUUAAUGCCCGUGUAUGGUUUGAUGAUAGCAUUCCACGCAUUCGUGUUAUUACACCUGGCAGAUGGUCCAUUAUGGAAAAGCAUAGCUUUCCAAGAAUCGUACAAUUGUCGACAAUAUUGGUGGAGUAACUUACUAUUCAUAAACAACUACGUCAACGCCAACCGACCAGUAUGUGAAAUCAUCGAAUGUCCUAAUUAAAAAAAUAUAAACCCGUAUAGGUAUAUAUUUUGUAUUUUAAAUAAUAUUUCAGUGUAUUAUUCAAUCGUGGUAUUUGGCGUGUGACAUGCAAUUUUUCGUUGCGGGUAUUAUACUUGUUUUUUUCGUGUGGAAAUACCAAAAAUACGGAGUGUACCUAAUGUGGAUUACGAUAUUUGUAUCCGGUUUAAUUCCGGCCCUCAUCGUAUACGCUCAUCAGUUUUAUCCAACAUUUAUGGAUUCUAUUUCGUAAGUAUAACCGUACGAUUUCGACAUUUUUCUAAAAUUGAUUUACUUAUGAAAAGUCGAUUUAAGAAAUUGAGUUCCUGUGAUAAACAGGAAUAUUAUAUGUGAUAAACUUGUACCGGUAAAUAAUUAAAAAUAAACCAAUAAACUAAUAUAGAAUUACUGUUGAAUUUUUUCUUGUAAACUAAACAUUUUACAAUUCAUUAUUUUAUGACGUGUUUAUAGUCUUAUAAAGCAGUAAAUAAUAUUAGUAUAUUAUAUUAUAUAUAGUAUAUGUAAAUGUUGUAGGAAAGUUCACACAUCACUUUCAUAUAUACUUAGCUGGUAUCUAUCCCGGACCGUAGCUAGACUGCUGGACGUAGCAGACUCGGGAGAGGUUUUAAAUUAAAUCAACCAUUGUUUUUGUUUUAAACAUAAUUAACAUUUAUAUUUAAAAUAAUAAACAUUACCUUAGAAAAAAUUAAGAUGAAAUUUCACCCCUUGUGCCCAACUACUAUUAUUUACCAGCUACCUAUAUAUUUGAAAACAGUUAAAUUAUAAUUAAUACAGAUGGAAUUUAUUCAAGGAAUACCCUUUUUAAAAUUAAAAAUAUUUUAUGCUUAUUAUAGACAUAGAUAUCGAAAAAAAAAAUAUAUAAUUUACUAUUUAAUUCGUACGUUAUUACAGGAUGUUAAAUUAUCUACCCGAUCACCAAAGUUACACCGUAUUAUACGUGCCUAGCCAUACAAGGUCAACGCCAUACUUUGUGGGUAUAUUUGCAGCGUACGUUUACCGAUAUUUGAAGCUGGAUAUGCCAAAGUUUCGAUUUCCAUAUUCGAAGACUUUACUAACGAUACUUAUCACAGUAUAUCCAUUAGUACUGAUGACUAUCUAUGUGUUUUAUAUUCGAGAAUACGAUUUAUGGUUAAGCGUUAUUUAUACGUUCAUGUUCCGUACUGUAUUUUCGACCAUUGUCUCUAUGUUCAUAAUUAUAUGCGCUAUAAAUGGAUUUUUCAAAGGUAAAAUUCAAUUUAGUUCAAAAGUUUAAGUAUUAUAAUGGGUACCUGUCUAGUAAAUUUCUUAAAAUGUAUGGAAUAAUAUCAUCAAUGCCGUAGCCAGGAGGGAGUAAUAAAUAGGGCACGUGCCCCUGGCCCGGAGUAAUGUGGGCUAUAGGUAGGCAUGGCCCCACGGGACCCACGAGAAAUAGGGGCCCAUAAAGAAUAUAUUAUGCUAGAUUAUUGCUUUUUUUAACUCAUAUUAUGAGUUGAAUUAAAUAGUUGAGAACCUUUUUUUUUUUUUUAUUAGUUAUAUUCAAACAUACAAUACCUUGUUUCAAGAUUACGAUAAAUUAAGUGAUGAUCUUUUUUAUUAGUUAUUUAGAUUACUUUGAUGCAUUUAAUUAUUAAUGAUAACAACAUCUAACAUAUGGCAAUAAUAACGUAUUAAGUAAUAAAACAUAAGUAAUAAUAACAAAUUGUUGUGCCCCUCUUCUCGAAAUUUGAUUCUGACUACGGUAAUAGAUAAUAUGGAUUUUCCGUAGUUUAAAAAAAAAGAAAUAUUACUGAAAUUACGGAAAUAUUAUGACAGCAUUAAUGAACUUAUCAUUGCUAUCUUACUUAAUAAAUCAUAAAGUAAUAAUUAUUUUCCCCAUAAACUAUUCCCGCUGUACGUGUUUGCCCAUCUGUCUGUCACUCAGUCUACCUGAUGCUAAAAUACAUUUUUAAUUGAUAUAAAUAUUUUUUGAAAAUAAAUAAUAAUUAUAAAAUUUUGUUUUAUUUUUAACUAUAGGUUUAUGGUUACGCGUGUUCAUACCAUUAAGUAAAUUAACGUACGGAGCAUAUUUAGGUGGACUGUCAAUGCAAUUAUUGCAAGUAGCAUCAAUGCGAGCACCAACAUAUUUUAAUGACAGUCUUUUAGUAAGUACCUAUUGAAGAUAGAAGUUUUUAUUGACAAUUCGUUACAAAAUGAAUAUAAAUAUAAAUUAAUACCGUAUAUUAUAAUUUUUAAUAAUUAGUUUAAAUAAUGAAUAAAUUAGUCAUUAUAUGUGAGUACUUUUAUUUUUGUAGCUCUGGUUGGCAAUUGGAGAUACCGUGUUUGGAUUCAUAUUUGCAUUUUUGUUGUAUACUUUAAUUGAAUCACCGUUUGACACGUUAUUAAAACAAUUGGUCAUCAUUAUAAGUCCAAGUAAAAUAUACCUAUAUUAACAUUGUUAUAUACCAUGUAUAUGACCAUGAUAUACUUUUAUGAAAAAUUGAAUUAUAUAUAAUUUUCAUAAUUUUAUAUAAAUAACAGAGGCUGGUAAAUAUAUCUACAGUUCUUGUAUUUCUACAUUGCAUCUAAACAGUUAGAAUUAUUUAAUGGGUUUACACUAUUCACAGAUGGUAUAAAAAAUAUAAUAUUUUUGAUAAGUACCUAUAAUUUCCUAUACAAAAUAUAUAAAUUUAUACUAAAAUUUAAAUGCUGCACAUUCUCAACUUAAUAAACCUACCUAAUAUACAUAUUAAGAAAAAAAAACAAUUAAAAUUUCAAUUCUAUUCGUAAAAAUAAUUAUUUAUGUAUCUAUUAUUUAGUUAUUUGUUAUGACUUUUUUACGAGAAUACAUUGUGAUAUGAAGGUAUACUAAGUAUAAAUUUAUACCUAUUAUUUUAUAAUUUUACAGAACUAAAUUGCAGCAAUAAAAAAACAACAGAUCAUGCAAUUCCUGGAAAAAUAACUCUUAGAACACUCCGUUCUAACAGAUAAAAUGUGAAUGUCCUUAUAAAUAAGAGUAUGCAUUAAUUAGAUCCAUCAUAUUAUUAUUUAUUGUAAUUUGUAGUUGUAUCAUGUGUAAUCAGCGGUUGUCAAACGAGGGAGACGAUGAGGUUGAUAUAUUCUCACAUAUUGCUUUGUUUCAAAAUAUAUUAAAUUACUUAUAUGGUUUAUAAAUAAAUAAUAAUAUAAUUGCUAAACAAUUCUAAAAAAAAGCCUCAUCCUCCCAACAUUCUAAAAUCAUUUGACCACCACUGUACGUAAUAAUUAAUAAGUGUACCUACUAAAUUUAAAUUAAUUAUAAUUGUUAAGUAAUAAUAUUUCAAGUUCCAAUAAAAAUGUUUUCUAUGUACCUGUUAUUAUUUUUUGUUUUUAAUGAUUUCAACUUUAACAAAAAAUAUUAAUAAAAAUAAGAAUUUGAGGUUAUUAAAAUCAUAAGCUAAUUAUUAUUUUUAAAUUUUGAAAUAGCAAAUAAUUUUUUUUAAAUAUAUAUUAUGUACAUUUAUUAUGUAAAAUUAAUUCAUAGUUUUAGUAAUACACAUAUUAUGAUUGGUUUUUUAAAUUUUCAUUUUAUUAGUUAAAUUUUAUCAAAAAUAACAUUUGAAAUCAAAAUCACACAUUAAAAAAUAUUACAAGUAAGUAUUAAAUUAUAUUAUAAAUUCUGUGCAUAAGAUAUCUUAAGUUUUUAUGGCUAAUAUUUAACAAUAGUUUUGAAUAAAAUUAAAAAUUUAAUUUUGGUUUGCGAGAACUCAAAAAAUUUUAAGGGUACAUAUUCCAGUAGUAAUUUUGUGUUUACAAACAACUUUUCUUAGUUAUCAAAAAACUUAGGAAAACUAAAAAAAUCAAAAAAAAACCAAUAAGACAAAAUUUUCUUUCAAAAAAGAUGUUACUCCUGAAAAUCGGAGCAAGAUUUCGGGUAGAAAGUUGUUUACAGACAGAAAAACAAUUUGUAGACAAGAAAUAAGAAACACAAAGUUUUUUAAUUUAUAUUUGUACGAAAUGAUAAACCAUUGAUAACGAAAAACGAUUCUGAAUGAAAUCCGGUUAUAAGUACAUUUUUCGUAGUUUAUAGGAUUUCUAUCAAAAUGUAAAAGAGUUAAGAAAGACAAGUAACAUAUUAUGGCGUUCAACAUAUAACGAGAGACAGUUGAAGAGAAUGUAGGAUAAAUUGCAAAUACGUGAUUCUGUAUGAAGCAUACAAAACAUUAAAGGAAUCAUUAAGAUUAAGUUUAUAAGCAUGAACGGGUAGAAGAUGACCUAUCAUACGUAAGCGGUUAAAAUUUAAGAUGGAGAAUUUAGACAUAGAACAAGAUUAUUAAACCAAACAAAGUUCAAGAUUGUUUGAUCUGUAUGAAACGAUGAAUUUCUAGAAGAAAAAUUAGCAGAUUAAUUAUUUCUAUAGGCAAAUUAAGGAUAAGACACGUGGAAAUGAAUUCGUUAUUUUCGUAAAAUUUCCUAUUGUUAAGUUUUUUUCUGGUUUUCCCAGUUGUCAGGGAAACUGCAAGGAAAAUCAAGAAAUCCUCUCUUAUACACUAGUUAGACAAAAUUUGCUUCUAGAUCCAAAAUCUAAGUAGUGCUCACAAUUAUAAUGAAUAAACCUUUAAAUUAAAAAUUACGUUACAAAACUCUAAAACUUAAAAUGUCUAUAAAAAGCUCAAAAAUGGCUUAAAUUUUUUUUCCGCGUCUAUAAAAGACAAAUAUAAGUCCUAAUUUCAAGUCUCUACGAAUAUUUUUAAUUGAAUUACAACAAUUAAUAAAUUUGAAAAAAAUAAUAAAAUUAUUUUCGUAAAUCAGAAUCAAAAAACAUAAUUGAAAAUAAUGCAAUCAUUAUUUUCAUAAACUUCUCCGGUUUUGUUCAAUUAUUAAAUAAACUACAGUAAAAAAACGACUUUUUUAUUCACUAACUUGUUCCAAAAUCCAACAAAAAAGAUCUUUUAUCAUUUUUUUUUUUGAGCAAGAUUUGCGGUAAAAAAAGCUGCUCACAGGCAUAAAAAAGAACACAUCAUAGUAAAACCAAUAUAUCCCUCCGCAAAUCCGAAUUCAAAAAAAAUUGUAACGGUGACAAGUCGGCUGAAGGAAAAUUCGAUUCUAUAGUGACUGAACUCUUCUGUUCUGUUUUUUUUUUAUUAUUAUUUUAACAUAAACCAACAUAAUGUUAGAAAAACCUUUUUUUUUAAAUUAAUGUUAUUAUAAAAGAUAUAAAACCGAACAAUAUAUUAAAACACAUGCAUUGUCUAUCGAAUACAUUAUUUGAACUACUUUCGCAUCACCUAAAGAUAAAAAGUAAUUUAUCUACAUAGAUAAAGAUUACAUAUAUUAUAUAUUCAAAUAAAAUAAAUAUUAGUUAGCAACCUAAUAGUAACUAUAAUUUAUGCGUGGCUACCUACUAGAAAUAACACUAAUAAUUUAUAAUUCAUAAUUUCAAUAUAUAAUUUUUAAUUGAACAAGAACACAGGAACACUGUACACAAAUUUUAAACUAAAUUAAAUUUUAUUCUAGAUCACACGAAACACCUAUACCUAUAUAAAUGACAAAUAUAAUGGAUUAUAAGGUUUGAAACAUUAUAUGUUUAAAACAUAAACGAUAACCAUUUACUUAACUCAUUAUUACAUAAUAUCUAUACAUACGGCAGUUAGAAGAUCAUAUGCAAUUAGCUAGACAUGAUCUCAAGAAAAAACAAACUGAAAACUGGGUAAACGUCACAAAUCAAUCAAAACAGUCGUCUCAGUCUGAACUUUAUGAAGCAGAAAAAUAUCAAAUAUUUACGUAUAUCAAUAAUUUCAUUACUAAACUUUCGAUUGAAAAAGAACGUUUGAACAAUUCUAGUAAUUUUAUUUUUUAUUUUAUUUAAAAAAAUUACGCCCUUAAGCACUUUCAUAAAGAUUGCAUUAGAAAAAUUAAACAGAAAUACUGCAUGGUGAAAGUAAUAUAAAAGGGAUAAAAGGGAAUGUUUAUUAAGAGGGGAAGGCAUGCAAUGGAGAGGUAGUUAUAACUAUAGGAAGUAGAGUGAGUUGGAGGAAGGAACUCUGAAUGUAAUUAUCUCAAGCAAGUCAAGUUACGCAAGUCAAGUGCGUGACCCAUUAAUGACUGCAGAAAUAAAAUUUUAAUCCGCUUUAAGGUGACUGGAGCGAUGUGUAAGUUAGUUUAAAACAUGUAUGAGAAGUAAAAUCAUAGUGCGUGUAAGGAAUCUUGAGCCAUAGGCGGCAUGUGCUAAAUUUUUUUUGUAUGCGUUCAAGCCUGAGUUGGUCCUUAGCGAGGAAUGGAUGUUAGACAAAUACGUCAUAUACGAGCAAAGAACGGACCGAAGGAGUGUAAAGACCGAAGACAGCUGGGAGAAGAUAAAAUGAUCCUGUGCUUAAUAAAUUAAGAUGCAAUUUCAAAAUAAAUAUCCAUUACCUAAUGCAAAUGCCUAUUGAGCCCCUUACCACGAAAAACACAUAAUAUUAUUAUGUUAAAGGGGUAAUUAUAGGCAACUGAUAGUGAAAAUUAGCACAAAAUAGAUAACAAUAUUCCUGACAAAUACAAAGAGUUUCCCGUUAACUAUAGAUUUUGCCUUUACAAUUAUAAUACCGACCUAGUACCUAUCUAAAUAUUAUUAUCGUUAAUUAAUAAUACCUGUUUUUUUAAACUAUUUUUCAGAAUUAUUGGAAUCCACUUUAGAAGAAAAUAAAAACAAACUUAGAAAUAAUAUGAAAAUGGCCAAAAGCAUUAUUAAUCAAUUAAUAAAUUUAAUAAACAUAGACAAAUCUUAUUUGUUAUCAACAAGUGAUAUAAUCAAAAAUCAAAACAGUAAAUUGUCUUAAUUAUUCAAUUAUUAACAUAAAUAAUAAAGUAUAAGAUCACUUAUAGUCACUAUAAGGUAUAGUCAGUAUAAUAAUUCACCACACAAGUACUUAAUUAAAAUUGUGUGUUUUUAGUGUAAUUCGGUUUAAGUAAUCAUAGGUCCGUGAAAUUUUCAUAGAACACUUAAAUUAAAAUUAUUUUAUAAAAUUGUUUAGUCGAACAGAAAUUCUAGAAAAUUUAACUCGAGGUUCAUUAUAUGUUGUACUUUGUAAUCAAAAAAAUUUACGUAACGUAGAAGUUCUUUCGGUUUUAGUUUAAAUUUUUAAAUUUUGAUAAAAAUCGUGCAAAUUACAGCAUUUCAUAAUAUGUUUAACUGAACUUUGCUCUGUAGUCAGAAUCGUAUUUUAUCAGCAAUGAUAAUAUACACAUUUAUUGUUAUAAAGUCAUAUAAAUUAAAUAAUUGCACAUACCUAUUUUACCUUCCUAACUUCUCAUCCAUAAAUCUAUAACUGUUGCACACCCAUUAGUAGUGUCACCCUCUUCUUAUGCCUUCGAAUAUUUCCGAUAGAUUGAAAAUUGUAUUAAUAUUUUUGAAUUAUUAUCAUGAGAAGUCACUAAUUAAAAUUAACUUAACAGAAUUAUCAAAUGAUCAAAUAAAAUCUAAAGUAAUUUGGAUGGAAAAAUCAAUAGAAUCUGCUAUUACAAGAUAUAAUGAAAUUGGACGAUUUUUAAAACUCCCAAUAGAAGAUCUAUAUCCAGAAAUCAAAACAAAAAAAGAACCAUUGCAACUAAAUUAUAUUUCUAAACAAAGAAGACAAACAAUUGUAAGUUCAAUUCCAAAUGUUAUUGAAUACGUACGAGUGUAAUAUGAUUUUAAACUAUUUUUGGAUGUUUAAGGAAUGGGAUCAAAAGUUUAAAGAAUCACAACUUAUCAUAACCGACUUAAGAUCACCUAUGGAGAUACUUAUAAAUAGAAUUGUCGAUCACGGUAUCACUCCCACCUACCGGUUCUUGACGAAAAUUAGUAUACCUGAACAACAAUUUAUUUACAACUAUUCGUGUUCAUUGUUUGGAAUGUAUGGUUAGUAAAAACAAACUAUCUUUAGGUAACUAUGGUUUUAAUAAUUGUGUACGUACAUUUUAAAGUUGAGGGAAGUAGUACAAGCAAGUCUAAAGCCAAAGAAAACACAGCUAUUGAAAUGUUAAAUGCAAUUCUUAAAAAACAGAAAACUCGAUCCCUAUCAACUCAUAUUCGACCUUUUAACGAAAAAGAGUAAAUAAUUUAUAAACAUUACGUACUUACACUAAUAAGUAAAUAAGACAUUAAUUCGGACCUCUGAAUAUAGACAGAAAUUCAUCGGCCAAUUAAUCAAGUCCAAAGCAAACUAUGUAAAUGUACUGGAAAGUUUAUGUAUCAAAAACAUGUAUCCACCACCAGUAUACACACUUCUAUCUGGGAAAUACAAUGAUCUUAAAUUAGAAAAUCAUUAUUCAAUUCAAUGUGAUGCAAUGGAUUGUGUAGCCAUAGGUAAUUAUUAUUUAUACCUAAAUAUUAAUUUAAAUUAAAUAAUAAUUUUUCUACAGGACACAGUAAUAGAAAAUCAACCGCCAAACAAAUAUCAGCACAAAACAUAAUAAACCUAUGGGAAAAAAAUAUGUAUUCCAACAAUAAAUCAUCCAACCAAAGUGAACUACUAAAAAAAUAA